CUUAUGUUAUCAUAAGCACCCAAGCACUAUCCUCCAAACGUCACAAACGUGGGCCUUGCACUCAAAAACAGUGUAGGCAGUUUUUGCAGCAUGUAAGCUGACACGUAUACCGUAGUUUUCAAGAUUUCACAGAAAGACUCUCAGAGAUCAGCUGCAGUGAGCUCAGUUUCCUGUCCUACUCACAGCAGCAGCGGCCGAGGAAGUGAAUAAGAAGAUGCUGCGUUUAUUGAUUGUGGUUUUGAUUCUUCAAGGUGCAGCUGCAGCAUCAGACGACACAGAAGGAAACACUUCAGGAGAUCCCAGUGAUGAUGAGGACGAGGAGGCUGUAUCCGUAAAUUCAAGACAAGGUGUUUUUGAAGCUCCUGAAGAAGAUCCUGGAUCAGAUCAAUCCAAAGGAGACAAUGAAUCUGGAGAUGGAAUGCUGAUAAUAAUCAUCGCUGCUGUUAGCGUCGCUGUUCUGGCUAUUGGCAGUAUUGCAGCUAUUUUCCUUCUCAGACGCCACUUGCAAAGCCGAGAACAGGGGGUUUAUUCUGUGCCAGCGGAACAAGGACACAAAGCUGCUGUCUAACCAUCAGGGCCUUUUCAUAUCUCCUCUCCACUGGAUCCUUCAGGGACGUGCUGAACGCAUGCGAUUUCUCAUCCAAAAAUCUCUUUCUUUAAAUAUAUAGCCAAUUCUAUAACGACAGAUGAGAAUGUAUCGCUCUCGUGAAUUCUCAAAGAAUAGUUUUAAAUGCACAAAGUGCGCCAUUUAUGCACACAUGCCAUAUGUCGCACUCACAAAGUCCUUGAACUGUGCUCCUAUUCACCUGCAAUGUUUAUUUCUUUAUUUAAAUCCAGGCUCGAAGGUGAAGUGUGUAAUAUGUUCAGCCUUUUAGACAUAAGUAAGCCAUUCAUGGUUGUUUUUUUCCACAUGAAAAGUAUAAACAAA
This is a messenger RNA of Danio aesculapii, 928 nucleotides long. RefSeq lists its product as uncharacterized. The record is from RefSeq and is a predicted model, not a curated record. NCBI's taxonomy places the organism in Eukaryota, Metazoa, Chordata, Actinopteri, Cypriniformes, Danionidae. The transcript has 8 exons. The coding region runs from base 215 to 568 and encodes 117 amino acids.